CGCGCCUACAACAUCCACCAUCGACUUCUUCUCUUCCACCACCUCCACCUCCACCACUACACCCUCCCUCACCACCGCCAUCAUGUCCGAAAAAGAACGGCAAUCCGGCGAACAAGUCGACCGCGAAGAUGCCCCCGUCCUCCCCACCGUCAACCCCUCCGCCGAGAAAUCCAGCGAACCCUCCUCCUCCUCCGGCGGCCUCCAUCCCGCCGUCUACAUCGCGACCUGGAUCUCGCUCUCCUCCAGCGUCAUCAUCUUCAACAAAUGGAUCCUCGACACGGCCGGUUUCCGCUUCCCCAUCGUACUCACGACCUGGCAUCUCGCCUUCGCGACGCUGAUGACCCAACUUCUCGCGCGCUUCACCACCGUCCUGGAUUCGAGGAAGAAAGUGCCCAUGACGGGAAAGAUAUACCUGCGAGCGAUCGUGCCGAUUGGUUUGAUGUUCUCGCUGUCGCUCAUUUGCGGCAACUUGACAUAUCUCUACCUCUCCGUGUCAUUUAUCCAAAUGCUCAAGGCCACCACCCCCGUCGCCGUCCUCAUCGCCUCCUGGGUCUUCGGCGUCGCGCCCGUCAACCUCAAAACCCUCGGCAACGUCUCCUUCAUCGUCAUCGGCGUGAUGAUCGCCUCCUACGGCGAAAUCAACUUUGUCCUCAUCGGCUUCCUCUUCCAAAUCGGCGGCAUCGUCUUCGAAGCCACCCGUCUCGUCAUGGUGCAGCGCCUCCUCUCCUCGGCGGAAUUCAAAAUGGACCCCCUCGUCUCUCUGUACUACUUCGCUCCCGCCUGCGCCAUCAUGAACGGAAUCGUCUCCCUGCUCGUUGAGAUUCCCAAAAUGACACUCGCGGAUGUCGAGAAGGUCGGGUACUUUACCUUCCUCGUCAACGCGAUGAUUGCGUUUUUGCUCAACGUGUCGGUUGUAUUCCUCAUCGGCAAAACCUCCUCCCUCGUCAUGACCCUCUCGGGAGUCCUGAAAGACAUCCUCCUCGUCCUGGCAUCCAUGCUCAUCUUCCGCGACCCCGUCGCCCCCCUCCAAUUCUUCGGCUACAGCAUCGCCCUCGGCGGCCUGGUCUACUACAAACUCGGCGGAGAAAAGCUCCGCGAACACAUGGGCGGUCUGCAACGUUCGUGGGCGGAAUACGGCGUGCAACACCCCGCCGCGAGGAAAAUCAUCGUUUUCAUCGGGGUGAUGGUCACGUUGGGCUUGUUACUCGGUGGAGUGAGUAGUUCGGGCGCGUUGGGAGAUGCGUACUCGGCUGGAGCGAUUGCGAGUCAUGCGGGGGAGAAGUUGGGGAGUUGGACGGGGAAGGGAGGGGCGGUGGGGGAGCAGGGAGGGUUCGAGGAAAACGAUGGCUUGGACGCAAUAGUCAUCAUCGCAAAACGGGAGCGGCUGCUAUCAAUCGAUCGAUGAG
Messenger RNA from Zymoseptoria tritici IPO323, 1406 nucleotides. RefSeq lists its product as uncharacterized. Gene Ontology annotation, molecular function: antiporter activity. Gene Ontology annotation, cellular component: endosome; trans-Golgi network; Golgi apparatus. Bases 83 to 1405 code for a protein of 440 amino acids. The transcript has 4 exons. The record is from RefSeq and is a predicted model, not a curated record. Lineage: Eukaryota; Fungi; Ascomycota; Dothideomycetes; Mycosphaerellales; Mycosphaerellaceae.